Molecule: messenger RNA, 4096 nt
Organism: Lethenteron reissneri (Far Eastern brook lamprey)
Lineage: Eukaryota; Metazoa; Chordata; Hyperoartia; Petromyzontiformes; Petromyzontidae
Product: von Willebrand factor-like
Cellular component (GO): extracellular matrix
Molecular function (GO): protein binding
Source: RefSeq, a predicted model, not a curated record
GAUCUCCUUGCCUGCCACGUCGGGUGAAUCGUGAGAGUAAGUGAGCGAGACAGAGAGCGAGCGAGCGAAGGCGAGCAGGCGUACGCUACGAGGGCAGCGUCGUCCGGCGCGGGUGACCUUCUUGGAAGACGUGGUGAGGUCGAUCGAGCCAGAGGGUGAGAGGAGGCGACGAGACAAGAGGCGAUGGCGCCCCGCGGUGGCGCGACCGUUGCCUGGCUGGUGCUGGAGCUGCUCGUGCUGAGAGCUUCGGGCAGCAUUCCAUUUUCUUCAAGCACUGGAUCCAUCACAACGAUAACCACAACAACCCUACAGAGUGCCGACGUAUCAUGUCCCAACCUGGCUCCUCCCUCCAACGGCAGCGUCCAGUGUCGCAUCACUGUCGAUGAGAAAGUGUGCUCCCCGGCAUGCCGGACCGGCUUCGUGCUGGACCCCAACGCGGCCGCCACGCGCUACACGUGCCGCACCGCGGAGGGCGUCUGGUACCCAUCCGACACCUUCCCGUCGUGCCUGCCGUUGUGCUUCGGCUCGUUGGACGGCUGCCAGAAUGGGGGCACGUGCGUGUGGCCCGACACGUGUCGGUGCGCCCGUGGCUUCGAGGGGUCGCAGUGCGAGAAAGCCGCGCUCUGCCAGGCGCCGUCCUCGCCCCUGGGCGGGCGCAGCAGCUGCCUGGACGACGGCGGCGACUUCCUGAUCUGCACGCUGGCGUGCGACGGCGGCACCCGCCUGGCGUCUUCGCGCGUCUACGUGUGCGACCACGCCACGGGCGCGUGGACCCCCCAGCUGCCCGGCGACGCCUCCGCGUUCCCCGACUGCCUCAACACGACCGACUCGUGCGAGCAACCGCUGGCGCCGCUCAACGGCCAGAUGGCGUGCAACGUGUCGGCCGACGGGCUCCAGCAGUGCUUCCCGACCUGUGACGCCAGCUACAGCUUCGCCGAGGGUUACUACGUGGCUCCCGUCUACAGCUGCGUCAGCGGGCAGUGGUACCCACCCGGCGGCAUCCCUGACUGCGUCCUGUCGGCGAGCGCCAUCGUCCCAUCGGGCACCGGCUUCUGGUCGGGCGUGUUCGAGAGCGCCUCGGUGCCACCCUACAUGACGGGCUACUGCACCAGCUGGGGCCAGCACCACUACCGCACGUUCGACGGUCGCAUCUUCCGCUUCGACGGGCGCUGCUCGUUCCUGCUGGCGGGCGACUGCACCGACAACACCUUCCAGAUCGUCGUCCACAACGAUCGCGACUGCCCGGCCGGCGGGGCGCCGUGCGACCGCGCCCUCUCCAUCCACGUGGGGCUGCUGAGCUUCGAGCUCCGGCGCCAGCCCAACGGCGUCCCCUCGGUGAUGUCCAACGGCGAGGUGGUGGCGCUGCCCUCCACCAUCUACGGGUUCGUGUUCCAGCAGUCCAGCAGCUACAUCAUGGUGCGCUCCUCCCUGGGCUUCGACCUCAAGUGGGACGGCUCGGAGGCGAUCUACCUCAAGGUCGGCGAGGAAAUGUACGGCAAGACGUGCGGCCUCUGCGGCAAGUUCGACCGCGACCAGGCCGACGACUUCUCGACGCGCCAUGGCCUCACGCUGCAAUCCGUCAUCACCUUCGCCAACGCGUGGAUCGAGCCCUUCGUGGGCGAGGUGUGCAUGGCCGGGCGUGAGACCAACUACUGCGGCUUCAGCUCCUGCAACGCGGGACUGAGCGUCCAAUCGGCCGAGUUGGCGAGGAGCGCUGUCAAUCACUGCCUCUACCUACUCAACACGCCCUGCCAGGAGGUGGUGGACUCGAUCCCGUACUACGACGCGUGUCUGGACGACGUGUGCGCGUGCUCCGGCAACCAGCCGUGCGCCUGCGCCUCCAUGGCCGCCUACUUCCAGGAGUGCACGCGCUUCGGCGUCUACAUCGACUGGAGGGCGACCGAUCGAUGCCCCAUGGUGUGCCCGGCCGACAUGGUGUACGACAUGUGCGGCUCGGCGUGCCCGCGGACCUGCUUCGACACGGUGUACGACUGCGAGGACGACCACUGCGUGGACGGCUGCCACUGCCCCAACGGCACCUUCCUGUACGACGGCGCCUGCGUGGUGCGCGAGUCCUGCCCCUGCCUGCUCAUGCGCACCGAGUACCAGCCCGGCUCACGGGUCACACAGGACUGCAACGAGUGCGUGUGCAUGUACGGAAUUUGGCACUGCACCCAAAACAUCUGCGACGCUGUCUGCUCGGUGACCGGCGGAGGCCACUACCUGACGUUCGACGGGCGCACGUACGACUUCUUUGGCGACUGCACGUACACGGCCGUGAGGAACCUGGCGCCCGACGACCUGGCCUUCAACAUCGACGUGGAGUACUACCAGUGCAGCUCGGGAGCCAAGCGGCUGAAUGCGGUGCACGUGACGGCGGGAGACAAGACGGUGACGCUCGCUCAGGACCUCAUCAUCACGGCCACCGACUACCCCAACUAUCUGCCCUUCCGCAGCGGCUCCAUCUACGUGGAGUCGGUCACGCAACAGUUCCAGAAGGUGACCCUCGACAACGGCGUGUUCGUGCUGUGGGACGGCCGCUCCACCCUCUACAUCACCGCGCCCAGCGUCAUGAUGGGACGCGUCCUCGGCCUGUGCGGAACGUUCAACCGCGUGCAGAUGGACGACUUCCUCACCCCCGAAGGCGACAUCGAGAGCAACUCGGUGAACUUCGGCAACCGCUGGAAGGCGCUGGCGUCGUGCGCCAACGUCGGCAUCGAGCCGUACAGCCACCCGUGCGACCUCAACUCCCAGAGCCGCGCCUACGCGCACUCCCAGUGCGGCAAGAUUCUGCUGGCGCCGUUCACUAAGUGUCACGAAGCGGUGAGCUACGCGGCGCACUACGAGUCGUGCCUCGUCGAAGUCUGCUCCGACCUCAUGAAGCCCGUCCAGCGGAUGUGCGACGCCUUCUCCACCUACUCCUUCCUCUGCGCCAAGGCCGGCGUCCUGCUCGACAGCUGGAGGAGCUCCAUCCCUGAGUGCGCGGUGACGUGCCCGGCGGACAAGGUGUUCUCGGAGUGCGCGCCGGCGUGCCAGGCGUCAUGUGGCUCGCUGGCCGACCCGUCGCUCGCGAACUGCACGGAGCAGUGCGUGGAGGGCUGCACCUGCCCCGCGGGGCUCGUGCAGGACUACAGCGGCUUCUGCGUGCCACCCGAGGAGUGCCCGUGCGUGUGGCGCGGAGAGGUCUUCCCCGCCGGAGACGCGCGCUUCCAGGACUGCAACGUUUGCGAGUGCCACCUGGGCCAAUGGGUGUGCACGGAGAACGACUGCAGCGCCAACAUGACGUGCGGCCCCAACCAGGAGUUCGUGUCCUGCCUGGACCCCAACGUGGUGACGUGCGACAACAUGCACCUGCCACGCAAAGUCUACCCCGUCGAGCGAUGCUACUCUGGCUGCCAGUGUGCGAACGGCACGGUGUGGGACACCUACAACCGGCUGUGCGUCCUCCCGGAGCACUGCCCCUGCUACCACGGCGGGAAGAGCUACAAUGAGGGCGAGACCAUGUCCAUCGACUGCAACACCUGCAUGUGCCUCUCCCAGCAGUGGCAGUGCGAGUCGAAGGAGUGCGCGGCGGUGUGCAGCGCGUACGGCGCCUCGCACGUCACCACCUUCGACUGGGCGCCUCUACCGCUUCCAGGGCUCGUGCGAGUACGUGCUGGCGCGCGGCGUCGGCGCCGCGGCCACCGGCGCCGCGCCCGCGUGGAGCGUCACCAUCGAGAACGUGCCCUGCGGCUCGAUGGGAACCACCUGCACCAAGGCCAUCACCUUCCGUGCCACCGACUCGCGCGGCAAGGACUGGUCCCUGCGCAUGGUGCGCGGGCAACCAAUCAUGAUGGAGCGCGGCUCCCCCUUUGGCGUCCGCUACGCGGGACUCUGGGUGUUCGUGGACACGCCACUGGGCGUCGUGCUGUCGUGGGACAAGGGCACCAGCCUGAGGCUGCGCGUGGAGCCCCAGUGGAGGGGCAUGGCUGAAGGUCUGUGCGGAAACUUUGAUGGCGACCAGAUAAACGACUUCCGCACGCCACAGGGAUUCGUCGUGCAGGGAGAAUCCACGUUCGGGAACAGCUGGAAGGUACGCGACUACUGCGCGGACUCG